Molecule: messenger RNA, 816 nt
Organism: Naegleria lovaniensis
Lineage: Eukaryota; Heterolobosea; Eutetramitea; Acrasida; Naegleriidae
Exons: 1
Coding region: 1-816 (271 amino acids)
Source: RefSeq, a predicted model, not a curated record
AUGCAUGUGUUUAGUACCAACAUUCGGCAUGAUGCAAGCCCAACAGAGGCGCUACAAUAUUUCGGUCAUGUUUCCUUGCUCGCACCUUCGCUUCUCUGCUCAUGCCAUACGUCCAAUGUCAACAUAGAUGCAUCACGGUCAUGUGCUCAUCAGACAUGCAGGCAUGCAUCCUUACUCCUUCAACUCAUGUAUCCCUACCUCAACAAGAAGCGAGAGGAAUAUCAAAAAGCUCUGAAUGACUCCAUAGAGAUUGAUUUUGAAUUAGAAACAUCUCUGUUAGCUUCUGAUCCUAGUAACACUCCUCCUGUCGAGAAGGAAAGAAAACGAAAGACUCCAGAAAAGGCAUCUCAGAAAAAGAAGUAUUCAAAAAUUAAGGUGUCCCCUCGUGUGAACGUGGUUGUGCCAAGCAAUGGAAAGAAAAAGCCUACUUUAAACUUGAAGACUGUAAAGUCAAACUCUCCAAAAAAGAGACUGACAUCAGAAACGAGUGAAGGUCCACUCCAAUGCGACAAUAAGGAAAAUAAGGUUAGCGAGCAUACCAGCAGCGCUACUUCCUCAAAACGACCUGUCUUUGUUGUCCCUCCAUCAAAGAAGCAUGCUCAGCAAAACAUACCUGUAUCUGCUGAAAGAGGUGCUUCUCGAAACGCUCCUUUCAACAAUACUAACAAUGGUAUAAAAGCUUCCAUCCCCACCACCACCGUCGUUCAGGCUGUCACUCACGUACCACCCCUCCACUCUGGAACUGUGAAUCUGAUUGCAGCCAAUCCUCUCCGAUUACAAGGUACAAGUACCUCUACGCCUUUCAAGAAAAAGUGA